AUAUUCGUGCAGAUCCAUAUCCCGCAAAAUCUGUUGGUACUAUUUUCCCCGCCCACGGAUGGCCCGACUUGGGCCUGGGGUCUUGGGUGGGCAAACCGCAUGCCCUUCCUCCUCUCCAAGGGUCUCAGUGUUGUGGCGUUAGACAAGAUGGGAUGUGUAGGUAUUGAUACGACCGAGGACGUCAAGUUCUAUCCAUGGAAGCGCGCCGCAGACGAUAUAGCGACAUUUGCAAGCCAACUUGGUCUGUCGCGCAGCAUCCUCGGCGGACACGACUUUGGCGGAGUUGUGGUCCAUCGUACAUGGACGUCUAUCUGGCACCCAGACCUCUUUGCCGCCUUUUACAUGCUCAAUGCACCUUCUGCAGCUCCCACAGCCUCCUCCAAGUUCCAGCAGGCUAUUUUAUAUAUUGCUGCGACCCGGGACUUCACGCUGCUUCCGCCUCUCCCGGAGGACAUGGAAACGGACUAUGACAGCUUGAGCCGGUGCGAAUUGAUGGCAGGCAUUGGUCGAGGUGGCGGAAGCCUGCCACCUAGAGGAUGGUUGGCCAGCUCAGUGUUGGGCAGUGAGUCCUUGAACCUUACCGCAGGCUUUGGCCUUGGAGCGCUUUGA
Molecule: messenger RNA, 609 nt
Organism: Colletotrichum orchidophilum
Lineage: Eukaryota; Fungi; Ascomycota; Sordariomycetes; Glomerellales; Glomerellaceae
Product: epoxide hydrolase
Exons: 3
Source: RefSeq, a predicted model, not a curated record